AUGGCGUCCAUUACGUCUGUGCUGGCAGGCCUUCCGUCCAUGGGGUUUGGCAUCGGGCUGUCGCCUCAAGUCGGCAUCGCCCUCGCUCUCACUCUCGUGGGCAGCCUGAGCACGGCUCUUGGCGGUGCUCUUGUGGUGCUGCAAGCCGUACCCGAUAUCAAGCGCCUUGGGCUCCUGCAGACCUUUGCCGCCGGGCUCAUGCUGAGCCUCACCUUCUUUGGUCUCGUGCAAAGCUGUUCUGCAUUCCCUUCCCUUCCCCUCCAUCUCCCCCCAACCAUAAACCCACCCACCCCCUCCGUCCGUCUGUCGAUGCAGGGCUUUGCCAGCGGGCUCAUGCUGAGCCUCACCUUCUUCGAUCUCGUGCCAGAAGCCAUUGACACCAUCGGCUUUCCUGCUGCCAACCUAUGGGUACGUCCUCUGCUUGCUGGUUUGCCAAGAGCUGGCUCGGCGGAGCACCCGAACCUGGUCCGAGGCUCAGGCUCGGACAGCGAGAGAGACAGUCGUGUGGAGCAUUGGCUUAGUGGGAUCAAAAGCAGCGAGUGGGAUAGCCGUGAUGGUGUGGGGAGUGGGAAUACUGAUGGUGCUCACGUGGGUGAGGGCGGAGGGAGAGGGGUGGAAGGGGAGGGGGGGGAUAGACGGAGAUUAAAGGGUGGGACGGUUGCAAGAGGAGCAAGGGAUGGGAAUAGGGAGAAGAUGAUAUUUGAUAGCUUUCAAAUACCUCGUGGAGAGAAUAUGGAGCAGGGAAAGGGAGUGUGGAGUAGGGGGGAGAGGGAGCAGCGAGAGAGGGGGUUGGCAGGGAGGGAGGAUCGAGAUGGGGGGGUUGCGGAAAGGGAGGUGGGGGAGCGGGAGAUGCAGAGGCGGCGGCAAGCAGUGCUGUGGAGUGGAGUGAUCACAGCCUUGGGAAUCAGCCUGCACAACUUCCCAGAAGGCAUCGCUGUGUUUCUUGGCUCCAUGAAGGGUCUGCGGGUGGGAAUCAGCCUGGCAGUGGCCAUCGCGCUACACAACAUCCCAGAGGGCCUAGCAGUCGCCCUCCCUAUCUACUUCGGCACGCGCAGCCGCUGGGCCGCCUUCCGAGCCGCGGCUCUUUCGGGGGCUGCAGAGCCCCUGGGGGUCAUCUUCGUGGCUCUCUUCUUCCCGGCCUCGCUCGCCCCGGAUAUUAUUGAAGGGCUGCUUGCUGGCGUGGGUGGCAUCAUGGCGUUCCUAGUGCUGCACGAGAUGCUGCCUCUCGCCUUUGAGUACGCGGGCCAUCGCAGGGCAGUGCAGGCCAUGUUCCUGGGCAUGGCGGUCAUGUCCGCCAACCUGCACCUCCUCGCACUCUCUCUCCCGCCAGACAUUUCGCUGUGA
Messenger RNA from Closterium sp. NIES-65, 1344 nucleotides. NCBI's taxonomy places the organism in Eukaryota, Viridiplantae, Streptophyta, Zygnematophyceae, Desmidiales, Closteriaceae. The record is from the annotation of a GenBank genome assembly.